Rotaria sp. Silwood2 is the source of this 171-nucleotide messenger RNA. NCBI's taxonomy places the organism in Eukaryota, Metazoa, Rotifera, Eurotatoria, Philodinida, Philodinidae. The record is from the annotation of a GenBank genome assembly.
AUGAAAACAUUAAUUAUUGGUAUAGCAAUUACAUUAGUUUUAUUAAUUAUUGUUGGAAUGGUUUUUUUUUAUCUUUUACGACGACAUUGUACACGUUCAAAAUCUAAAAAAAAGAAAUCAAGAAAGGGUCAUGAUUCAACAAUUGCAAGUUUAGGAAGUCGUAGAAGUAAA